Molecule: messenger RNA, 837 nt
Organism: Symbiodinium necroappetens
Lineage: Eukaryota; Dinophyceae; Suessiales; Symbiodiniaceae
Source: the annotation of a GenBank genome assembly
GAAGCUACACCUGUCCUCGUUGACUGGUCAGCCACGCUUUCGACAGCGGCUUCUGCAAGGAGGGAGCAUCCUGCAAGAGGAUGCGCAGUUGAGCCUCCCGACGGACUUGAGCCUCGUGCUUCUGACCUUCGCAGUGCCAGAAGCUGAUUGCCUUCGAAAGCUGUCGGAAGCAAUCUCGAACGAUGACGAGAAAGGUGUGGAGUCUUUUCUUCAGAAGCCUUGCGAUCCAAACUGUGCAGUCAUGGAUGUGGCCUGUUUGUCCCUGGCAGCCUACCAUGGCAGUCUGAAGUCGGCCAAGCUGCUGGUUGAAGCUCGGGCCAAUGUGGCAGGUGGAGAGAAUGGGGGAAUUUCACCUCUUCAUGCCACCUGCCACCGUGGCCAUUCGGAUUUCGCAAGAUGGCUGCUUGAAUCUAAGGCUGAUGUAGCCGGCACGUUUUCAGACGGAAGGCUUACCACCACGGCCUUGCAUCUUGCUUGCGCACGUGGCCAUCUAGAACUCCUCGAGGUUUUGGUGGAUGGAGGGGCCGAUGUCAACCAGUUGCCACCAGGGCAAGGCAGUCUGAGGCCCAUGAUGAUCGCCUGUGCGGGAGGCCAGCUGGAGGCAGCCCGCUACCUGCUGAAGUAUCGGGCUGACAUCGACUGUACUUCAGUGGAUGCUGGGAACGAGGUGUCGGUGGUAGAGCUCUUGGUCGAAGCCGGAGCAGACAAAGAGAAGGCAACGAUCUCUGACCUCUCCCCGCUGGUCGUCGCUACAAUCCUGGGCCAUACCGAAGUCGUGCGCUGCCUUGUGCGAGCUGGCGCCGACAUUGCCCGUCGUUGGCGAGGGCAGGAUGGGAU